This is a messenger RNA of Porites lobata, 9838 nucleotides long. The record is from the annotation of a GenBank genome assembly. Lineage: Eukaryota; Metazoa; Cnidaria; Anthozoa; Scleractinia; Poritidae.
AUGGCCAGUUCUCGUGAUAUAACAGCUGCGUCGAUCAACAAUGUUGGCGAUGACUUCACUGAAGGAACGAAUGGUGACGACGAAAAACCGUCAAAAAGAAACCGUAUAGCCUGUCAGACAGGACAUAUACUCAAUAACUUAACUUCAAGUAUGUGGUAUAGUUAUGCUCUGCUCUAUUUUCAAGAAGUUGCUGGUUUAUUCCCCACAACCGCUGGAAUUAUGUUCUUCAUUUCUCAGAUUCUUACGGUCGUUACUUUACUAGUGGUUAGACUCGGUCGCGACAAGCGAAUUUGGAACUCGUUCUCUUCGUAUGGGAUACAAAAAGCGCGACAUGUUGUUGGGUCGGCCAUUGUACUCUUCGCCUGGCCUUUUACGGCCACCCCAUGUUUGUUUUGUGGAGAUGGUAGCUCCAGUUUAGAGUUAGGAAUGUAUUACCUCAUGCCAGUGGUUUUACUAUCAGUUGGCUGGCCGCUUACAGAUGUGAGUUAUUCUAAGCUGAUGAAAGAAAUGCGUACAGAAAGUGGAAAGGUUCCAGAAAACUCUAGGUAAGUCUUGAAAUAUAUUAUACUUUUGAACGUACAUAGCACCUCGUCUGCGCCUAACUAUUCCGUUAUGCUAAGACAAAUUACAAAGUUAAACAAAAUCGCACUUUUCCGGCUUUUAAUUUUUUUCACAAUACUCUGACACCUAAAUACUUUGCAUAGAUUAAGCGGUCUGUUAUUUUGUUGUUGUUUUUCUUUUUUUUAUCUAAUUCAAUUACUUAGCAAUUAGAUCGCAAUACUGUGUUGACACAGAGAGACAGAGAGAAAUAGAAAGAAGUGCUUCUUCUUUCGUGACAGGCUCGUAGCCAGUACAGAGGAAAUUGCAUGUGUUAUUAUUUUUUUAAACUUUUUUACAAAAACGUAUAUGGCUACGAUGCCUAUUAAUUAAUUAUUUAUUAUUUCUACGUAAACAUAGUUGAAUCAACCCAAAACAAAAUACAUUUUUAACUUUAAAAUUUUCAACCUUUCAUUAGCCACUAUUACACUGCUAGCCGGAUGCGUAUCACUGUUCUUAACUGAUUUUUCGCGUCUACAAAGCAAGGGGAUUUUCAUAGUUUUUUGCGGGUUGUCUGGCUUGGUGUGAAUAAGUUAAAACCGCUGAGUGCACCUACCUGUUUCUGGAAAGAUGGCACUGUCUUGUGGCUGCGAAUUAGUAUUAGUUAAAUUGUUGUUUUUUAAAAUUUAAUUAUAUUGUGACAAUAAAAUCUUAAUGAACCGUAAUAGGAAGUAAAAUUAACAAGACAAGUAUGGAAUUGUUAUUCUCAAGAAUUUAUAUUUUACUUUGGAUCUUCUCUGUUAGCGUACUUCUGACAGCAAGGUACGUAGUAAGGCAAGUAGAGUCUUGCGCUUUGUCUAUGUUUAUUUCAGCCGCUUUUCUUAUUUCGUAUGUUUGAAUUGUUUCUUUUUAAUUAAAGAAAUCGCAUAUCGAGAAUACUAAUGAAUUAUUAAGUAUACUUACACACAUCGUUUUUUUCUCGUAAAUUUACAUAAUUUAUACUUUUACCCAUACAAUUAUUGUGUAGAAAUUUUGAAAUAAUCAUACACUUUCUCAUGUUUUUUUUCUAUAUGAUACCCCCAUGAUUCUCGUUUUGAAUGAGAAUAGGAUUUGUAGACCAGACUGUUCUAAAACCAGACUUGACUCUGGGUCUUGACUUCGGCUCACAUUUGAUUCUCUGCCUCAAGACACCUGAUUGGUCCACUGCCAGACAUGUUUCGAAUUCCUUAUGAUCCGAUUAAACGAAGCCUAAAGUUGUUUUGGGUUUAAUUCGCGAAUCUUAAGUGGGAACAAUCUCGAUCGUAUGCGCAUUCUAUGACUCCCAAUUUGCAUGAGAGCAUGAAUUACUGCCUUAACAAUAUCAAUAUUUAGAAAAUUGUACCUCAAAGAGUAGAUAUUUCUAGGUAUCUGGUAUCUAGAUGGAUUUUUUCCCAACAGUGAAGGCUUUUAUUGAUUUCUUCGAGGCUGGUCAGCUUCAAAAUGAGAGCGAGAUUUUAGCUGACCGACUGACUGUGGCGUCGCUCACUGAGCUCGGGUCAGUGAUAUAUGGCUGUGCAAUGAUGACUAUAGUUGACUGUGGCUAUGCAAUGGUAACUAUAGCUGACUAAACUGACUAUGGCUGUACAAUGCUGUGACUAUAGCUGACUAAGCUGACUAUGGCUGUGCAAUGCCGUGACUACAGCUGACUAAGCUGUGUAGUGGUGACUAUAAUAGCUGACUAAGCUGUGCUAUGGUAACUAUAGCUGACUAAACUGACUAUGGCUGUACAAUGCUGUGACUAUAGCUGACUAAGCUGACUAUGGCUGUACAAUGCCGUGACUACAGCUGACUAAGCUGUGUAGUGGUGACUAUAAUAGCUGACUAAACUGUGCAAUGGUAACUAUAGCUGACUAGUAAACUGACUAUGGCUGUACAAUGCCGUGACUAUAGCUGACUAUAUUUUCUGUGCUGCCACUGCUUGAAUGCUGGCUGUGUGGUAUGAUAACGUAUUGCUACUCUUGAUAGCAAUCUGAUAGCCCCACGGAUCAGAAGAAAAUAAUAAGAAAACUUGCAUCUGAAUUUUUUUUCAGAUCUUUGGCUCGUAUCUGCCAAGUGUGUCUUUAUAUCUUACUGUGGGUCUUAUUACAACAGGAUACCGAACACAAAGUGAACUCGCAAAUCAGCGAGCAAUUUACAGUAAGUGAAAGCAAAAAUAGAUUAGAUAGACAGGCUACUAUCUUCGGAUCUUAGACCCAACGUACUCUUAACUGAGGAACUGAAAGUGGGCAGGCUUAGGGCUAGCCCUAAUGUCUACUCUGAACCUCCUCCUUACGAUCGGCAGUCUACCAAACCAACUUUAAUGGCUGUAUCUACCGAUCAUCCUUUUCAUGUCCGCUGUUGCCUUAAAAAUAAAAUUUCUUACCUUUGUAAACCGACGAUGUAAACAUGUAAUUAAGGCAUCAAUAGCCUGUUUACAGACGACCCCUUACUUUUCAGGCUUUAGAAGUCUUUGAGCGCGUGUGUAAAAAUUGAAAUCGCGGGGGAUGUAUGGAUUGCAGGCGUUGGGAAAAAAACGGCUGUGAACGGGCUAGGGCAUCAUCUUUCGUUUUCUGAGUUUGCAAAAAUAUCACACUCUGUCUGUUUAUUUUCUGUUUCAGUACGUUGCGCUUGUUCUAGUUCCUGUGUGUUUUCUAUUCGUUUUUGCUUUUCAUUUCUCCGUCCUCGAGUCCAUACCACAGUCUCGAGAGUUCAAGCCGGAAGAAAAAGAGGAUGAAGGUACAAUAACUUGAUAACAAGUACCGGCUUUCACCAAGGAAGAAGCCAAUCUUUAGGCUAUCCUUCCACCAGAAUCCGCGCUACAGAAAGGUUUCCGAGGCCAGAACAGCAUAACGUUUGUAGAUCCUUUCCGUGUGACGUCCUGGGUUUGUUGGUGUAAAAUGAGUCAAAAACAAAUAUCAUGUCCCUCGCCCCCCCCCCGCCACCCCCUUCCCCCCUCACCAGUUGCGGUUGAAAACAGACCUGAAUGGGUCAAACAAAUUCUUAAAAACAAGAAACGGACUGACACUAACGUUGAACAAAAGUAUGGUCUAAACAAAUUUUAUAUGAAAAAUAAUAUUAUAAUAUUUAUUUAUCUUUUCACGUAUGCAAGGAUCUUCCGUGAUUCUUGCCUUUUUUUGGCUGCUACACACUAAAAGCUUUCGAUACGUCUUGAAAACUGUGUAUGACAGUAUACAGGGUUGUGUUGUUAAAAUAUAUCCUUUGACUUAAAGAAAAGAACUGCGGAAGAUCAAUGGCAGACAUUCCAACACCAAGUUCAUUAGCGGAUCAGGAGAUAACGAGCAGAAUAGAAAGGCAAAAAAUAAAAUGGUACGAAUGGCUCAAAGAACCCUUGUUAUACAAGGUCAGUGAAAGUUCUAAAGGUAGAUCUAGAUACGGUAAAACUGCGAACAACAAAAACGUGUAACCUGUUUUGAGACAUUCAUCCACGAACUGGCAGCAAAUCAGCUUGCUGCAGGUUACGAAAAGUUGUCGCAGAAAGUAGAGAGUGGUUCUACUUUUUCCGACAAAAUAUUUACAUGUUGCGCGUUUUACCGACCCAAGACAAAAUUGUUUGCAGCAAGUGACGUAAAUCCUUUGUGUGGCGUGACUCCCUAUCCAAUCAGAAGUCAGAACCUACCCAACUUGCAGCAUAUCAACCUUUAUCAUAAUUUUAUAUAAAUAGUAAUUAACUAUGAUUGUUCUUUAUUAUCUAUUUACUGCGUUAUAUAUUUAUAUUUGUAUAUUUUUUUCAUUUUCAUUUUAUUUUUUUUUGUGGAGAAUAUUUUAACUGUUGCAUUGUGGUCAAACAACAUUUUCUUGACUGACUUUUCAGCUCAGAAUUUCUCUGAUGGUUGUGUGUAAAUCAAUUAAUCUUUCUACAUAUUUUAAGAAGAGAUUUCUCUGCCUAUUAUUUCUUUUUUUCUAACAGUCUUCUCCCGACGUCAUUAGGCUGGUUUUGUUAUCCUUUUUGUAAACAAUGCUUUGAAGAUCGUCCAGUCAUACCUUCCAUUGUAUCUCACUGAAACUCUUCAGUUGCGGAAGGUAAGUGGUUCUACCUUAAAAUUAAGUCAGUAACACUUUCUACUUUCUAAAAGGCAGCUCAAAAAAUGACGCUGCCUUGUCAAUGUGGGCGAUAUUGUCCGCUGACGAAGAUCUUUUUGGCCAAUAUUUUUCAAUAAUGGAUUCUCCCUUUUUUUUUCUGGCCAUAAAACCUUUCGAUGGAAAUGCAUUUGUCCACUUUUAAAUGAUAGAUUUUAAGAUUAAAUUGCAAGAUCCUAAGUUGGAAACUUACUUGACAAUUACCUUAAAAGGCUGUACGGCUUCCCCCUCCAGCAUUGUCCGCCGUCGUUUAAUCGUAAGCUAGUACCGCUCGCUUCUGUCGUUUAUUCAAAUCAGGUUUACGGUAAACUUAAAUGCACGGUGAUACUUAUAAUUGUAAUAAUUAUUUUAUUAUGUUGUAGGAGUCAAUAGCAUUCUUCCCGCUGAUUAUUGUGAUGACCCGUAUUGCGACGGAGAUCACCUGCAAAAGCUUCAUUGAAAAACAGACACCAAGGGUAGGAUCACGGGAGACAAAUGAAAAAAAGAGGGAAUCUAGGAAACAUAUUUUCCUCUUAUUAUAUAAGUCAUUUUAGAGGUUGUAAUUGAACGGAGGUCUAAUUGUUGAGACCUACGCGCAUUUUUCUCGAAUAUUUGAAACGUCAUCAAGUCCUCGCGCCACUGCCACAAUACAAAGCAGAAUAUUGUAAUGCUGGGUGACUCAAUGUUGAAUUCUCCACUUGACAACACUGAAUAAUGGAAACCAACUUCCGAUUAAUUUCAAGCGUUUAAUUGGCCUAAAAAUAACUUUGGUGAAAUUCAUAAAUCCCAAGGGCUCGCUCGACUGAGCGUUACACUCUCUGUUCCAUCAUUCUCGCCUCUUGUUAAGAUUAUUAGGCUGAUUUAGCAAAAGAACGGGAACGUCAUUUGACGACGGCAAAGCGCGCGAAAAGGACUAAACUCUACUUCCGGUGCCCAGUUUGCCGCUCAGCCAUUGGUCAAGCCAGUUGUUUGAUUUGCGCGCGCCGUCGUCAACUGACGUUCCUGUUCUGUUGCUAAAUCAGCCAUUAUGAGUAAAAUAAAAUCCCCCGCCAGUUUUUCGUAUCAGGGAACGUAACCCUUUAACUCCCAGUGGUGACCAAACAAUUUUCUCCUAACGAUAUCCAUAGAUUGUCAAGAGCAAAGUAUAUGAGCGUUAAUAAAAUGAUCUCAAGGAAAAAAACUUUGAUAUUUUAUCAAAUUCUCCCAACUAAAUUCUUCAAGGAAAUGUAUGGAUAUCAGUUUUGAGAAUUUGUAUGUGGAUACUAGGGCUUAAAGGGUUAAGCAAAGGCGUUUUUGAGCGAAGAACGUCAACCGGAAGUGAGGUCAUCUCCCUUAUAGUAUGUCUUGAAGCUACCAAAUUUGUAUUGGUAAGUGUCGUUAUUCUCUGCCCCAAGAGCGAAAAAGGUUCACUUCCGGUUGUCGUGCGUCGCUCAAAAGCAUCUUUUCUCGUUAAAAAGCAGAGGAAAUAUUUUGUCGGGUUUGAGUGAUCCUCAAAGUCCGCUCUCCUUAUCCCCCUGCCCCACCCCUGUAAAAAAAAGCUUUCUCAAUUCCCCCUUGUUAAUUUAGGCUAAUGGGUUGUGUAGAGUUUCGACAGAAAUCGUUCGCGUAGUUUACAGUGGACCCUUCAUAUUAUAUGCAUUCAUCGUAUUACUAUCAUGCUUAACAAUUCUGAAUUUGUACGUGGAUAUUAAAGGCAUCUUUCUAAAUGAUUUUCUAUUCCUUAGGUUGUCAUCCUGUGCACUACUUUCGCCUUAUUUGGUACCUGCAUGUGGUAUUUCCUGCAGUCAGCAGAGCAAGCUUCGCUGGUUUAUGCGCCCACGGUCAUUUUUGCUUGCAUGUCGUCUCUUGUCACCAUGGUAACGUCACAUUUGCACCAGGAGAUAAUUGGACACAACGAGGUUGGUCACUAUUUAAGUAGUGAUCAUAUAUUUACUUAUCAAACCACGAGCAAUCAAAGCUUACUAUUUGAACGCUCAGUAAAUAAAAACAGAACCUUGUGUUUUAAUAGACUUAAAGAAUGUUGCGUGAUGAACAAUUUAUUAAUAUCUAGUUCUCAAAACACUAAAGCGUAAGCUUAAAAUUAAUCUCCACUUAUAACGUCAAUACGAACAACGAAUUUUUUUCGUGAAAGCCAGUAUGCGUGUGUUAUUUCCAGGGCUUAUUUUUGCUCGUCGCGCUUGGCUCUGAGAAGAGAAGGUCGACGACCACUCGCGGUCUAUUACGAGACCCUGACUCCAAGUAUCUUAAUAAUUAAGCAAUCGAAAAGUUGUAACAAAAAUAUGUGGCGAAAUCUGAGUCAUUCUCGUUAAAUGAUAAGCAGGCUGGUUGCCUACAUACAUAAAAGCGCUAGUUACAAAACUUUUAGUGAUUUUCCCUUUAUUUUCUUUCAGGAAGUCAACAGCUUUGUUUCAAGUGCUCUUGAAUGUACAGAAAGAGUUUCGCUUGGUUUAAUUGUUCUUACAGUCCAAAUAUUCUGCCCUGCGGGCCAGAAUAGGUAAAAAUGUGUUGCAUUUUUAUGAGUCAGAACAUUUUAAUCUGCAAUGCAUGUACGUAAGAUCUCGGAGUUGACUUAAACCUCGUCCUGCUUCAAAAAGUUUUAUUGUACUGGGGUUAUAAUUGGUGACAAAAAUCUCGAAAGACUAAUGGUAAAGUUUAACUCCCUUGGAUUUCCCCUCUAAUAUUUUAAAUGAACUUCAAAGUGGAGAGUGCAGGCUUUUAAGUACGCUUCAUCGAUUUGUGUGAAAGAUAAACUUUCUGCAUAAUAUAAGGUUAACACAUAAAUAAUAGAUAGAUUUUUCACCUUCAAUCGAUCUUGCUUCAUUAGAUCGAUUGGUAGUUACCUACGCUCUGCCUUCCCAGCGGCCUUUGGGAGCUGUAUUGUCGUACCAAUGCUUGUUGCGACCGCUUUCAUGAGCUCAAGAAACAGCAGUGAAGGUAAAGUUGUACACUACCUUGAAAUCAGUUUAUAUGCUAAGAAUAUUAUUGUGGCGUAUCAAUCCAGCAACACAGUUGAUUAUAGGCUGACAAGAGAAGAUUUAGGCUCCCUUGAGGUUGAUCAUCGACAAACAGCAUGAUCUGAAGUGAGACUUCUGCCUGAUUAUACAUUGUACUUAUUAUUCUAUCUGUCUUUUCAUUGGCUAAGAGCCUACCGUUAAUUUUGGAGAUCAUCGCAGCCUACAGAUUAUUUAGCUGCAAGCAGUUAACUGUUAUCCGCUAUCUGUGGGCAGAUUAACGUAUGAGAUUAACAAAAGCGCUGAGUCCCUGGCAAAAAUCUCACACAUGUAUGGAACGAAUGUUAAGGCGGUUAUCGAAAGGCAUGAGUUCCUUUAAGGAAUUUUUUAACUUUGGCCUCAAUUUUCCGCGUUUGCGAAUUAUCUCUUUCGUCUGACGUGGUCCAAAAGUUAUUUGAAAACGCAAUGUUUGAUGCUUUAGGUCUCGUCUUGCAGGACCAGAGCUAACGAUAACAGUAGCAAGCCCUCGAGAGGAUAAUGAAGUGAUACAGACUAGCCUCCCAUUAGUCAACUGCGCCUACCGUUUAGGUAUGUCCAUAUGGAAAUAAGAGGAAUGAAACACGGGUAGGCUUCCGUCCCGAGGUCAACUCCCUUACCCAAUUAUAUACCAUUUUUGACGGAAAAGGUAUUUUGUAACCCUUUUUAUAUGCUUUAGUAUUGAAAAAUUUUACCCCCUUCACAUAACCAGCCGCAUCAAAAGGGACGAUUUUUAUUUUCUACAUCGCGUUUAGGCUUAGUUAGUGUCAGAUUUUUUCCAGCUUUUUCUUCGAGAGCUUUUUUCACGCAAGAAGUUUGUCUCUUGCUCACCGUGAAGACAGUUCUCGAUACUGAGUGGCACCCAGUUUAAAAACAUUUAAAGUGAGUUUUAAUUCUCAGUGUUUAUUUUCUUUUUUUAGCUUCUUCGGAAGCAUCAACUCCUCCAGUGGAUGUAGAACACAAUGAAAUGAGAACUAAUAUUGAUGGCGACUGCAAUGAGUUACAAGGUAAGUUCAAACAGAUAAAUCAGGAAUGGAGGAGAGAAAGAGAGAUACUAGAGAUGCUUCUCAUUAAGUGACACAGGAGGUUCCGAAUGCUGUGCUUCCAACAGGAGUCGAACCUAAGACCUUCCGGUUGCUAGUCAGUGACAGAUGCUUUACUAUCAGAUUUGUGAACACGUGACCAAGUGUCCCCUUUACUUGUCGUUUCCUGUUCAAUACUAAUUUCCACACAUAAGUUAGUACCGAGUUUCACGCAAUUUUUUUAUCCGUCGAUAAGAACUGUUUUCAGCUGUUUUGUCUGCUUCUUUUCUAUUUUGAGAAAUUUUUCAUCUUGAAUUUGACGUUUUGCGGUUUGCCGUACAAGUGAAGAUAAACCCUCUAUUGAGCUACAGGAGACUCGUGGGAGCUAAUCAGCCACCAAUCCAGGUUCAGGCACAGCUAAGACUGGAAUGUCGUUAUGGCUUAUGCUCAAUAGAAAUAUACAGUGUGAGUGAUGUUGAAAAAACAGAAGGUCAAAUGUUCGUUCGACUUUUCAUCCUCGGAGCCGCCUGAUAAAGGGGCGACUGAAAAAUUAUGGAAAAGAAAAGUCGAACUUCCAUAUGUAUUACCAACCAGUUCCAAACGGUCGCCGUCGUUCUGGCUACUGAUUGGCGCCAGAAAUCUUGUGUUUUUCUGGCACCAAUCAGAAAUCACAUCUCCUGAUUAUUGAGCAUUGAUUUUGAAAAGUAGUAAGUUAUUUGUUUUCAUCAGCCCUGGAGAGUGGUCGGAUUAAGUGAAGUGGAAGUUGCGCGAAUUGGUGUUGCGGCAUAAACCAUUAUUUAAUUAAUACUUUAUCGUUCUGUGUUGUCUUAAAAGGUUCACAAUUAACGGCUUCUCCAUCACAUUGUGCGACUGUGGAAACGCAGCCGCGCAGCCAACGAGAACAAGGUUCGUAAUAAGAAAAAAAAAUACUCCACAGUUUUUAACAAGUUAGGCUUAGAACCUAAUCUUUUACUUAUUGAAAGCCAUUAUUAAACUCAAUAUAAACCAUUCAAAAACAUUAUUCCAUUCAUUUGAUUCGGUACUGAUAUUUUUUAUUUUUUCUUAAUGUUCUAAUAGAAAUUAACAAACAAUCAUACCUUUUUUCUUCCAGAUAUUGAAGAAGUAAAACGAGCAUUAGACGAGCUACACCGACUCCCGUCCACAGAUUUAUAAACGAACUUUAUGCUUAAGCGAGCC